Messenger RNA from Rhagoletis pomonella (apple maggot), 828 nucleotides. RefSeq names its product N-alpha-acetyltransferase 38-A, NatC auxiliary subunit (gene Sbat). The transcript is spliced from 3 exons. The record is from RefSeq and is a predicted model, not a curated record. Gene Ontology annotation, cellular component: NatC complex. Gene Ontology annotation, molecular function: RNA binding. Bases 276 to 701 code for a protein of 141 amino acids. NCBI's taxonomy places the organism in Eukaryota, Metazoa, Arthropoda, Insecta, Diptera, Tephritidae.
GAAGCCGCGCUGCCCGCUGCCCACUUGUUGUCAUUGGCCUCGAAAGCAGAGAACGGCAGCAGUGUCAUCGUCAGCUAACAACAUAAAAAAAUGCCGUGAUUAACGUAAAAAAGGCAAAACGGUAAAGGUUUUCUCCGGGGAGAGCUAAAAUAUAAUUUCGUUUGUUCUAAAAGGCAUUAGAAUUGAAUGUUUAGAAAUCAGCUGUGCAAUUAGAGAGUAAAUUGGCAGAUAUUUUAGAAAAUAAAAAUUAUUAAUUAAACAUAAAAGCGAUAAACAUGAGCGAUCAUAGUUCUUAUGAUAACGUCCCCAAAAGUGAGCAACCACCGCUACUGCUACCUAUUACAUUGAAUUGCAAUCCAGCCACCAACCGCGUCAACAACAUAACUACCAACGCUCCUGUAGUGGGUGGCGAUAAAGAACUCACGCCUGGGCGUUGCAAUUUACAAAAUUGGCUUGGUCAUACAUUCAGAGUUGUGAUAACCGAUGGACGCGUACUUGUUGGCUUCUUCAAUUGCACCGACAAAGAUGCUAAUGUGGUUCUAUCCAUGUGCGCAGAAUACUUAGAAGAGGGUAAAGAUGCACGCAUACUUGGUAAUGUAAUGAUACCGGGGAAGCAUAUUGUUUCAAUCGCGGUGGAUAUGCCCAGAGCGGCAGCACUAUCAGAUAAACCAAAUGCUGCUUCAGCGCCGGAUGUGCUAUAGUGUGAUAAGUUAAAACUGGCAUACAAGAAAAACUAUACAAUUUUUGUAAGUAGUUUAAGUCACAACUUUUAUUUAGUUUAACAUUAGCAAAAACAAUAAAAUAACAAAAUCCGACUAUGAACUAAGA